AUGAUGUGGGUCUAAUUGAAGCUUGUUAAAAUAGUUAUUGUUUCACUCCUAAUCUUUAUACUGAUAAAUAUUACCAUCCAGGUGACCACAUACAAUGUAGUCAGUUGUGCUUCAAACAAAACUGACGCAUUUUGUGCUGCAAAUGCACAAGCUCCUAAAUCAUGCUGUGCAAAUAUAACUACUACUGUUAUCAACUCAUAAACACUGGCUAAGACAUAUUCUUAUUAGUACUAUUGCCUCCCAUAUGAGUUUGUAUUUUACUAAAUCACACCUUUUGUAAUAUCUAAUACCACAAGCUAUACUUAUGAUUGUGGUCUUUCAAAUCUUACUGCUUCUACUGUUUGCUCUUUGGCAACGACUUAAUGUGGAACAAAUAAUUGCUGUAUGCAACGAUCUGGAUCUCUUGCUGGUAUUGUUACAUAAUUCAGAGGUUUAUGCUAAGCAGUAGCAAAUGAAGGUACAAUAAUUCAUAAUCCAACAACUCCAGCCCAGACUAAUCUUAUUAUCAGCAGUGUAUGUAUGAGCAAUAGUGGAAACUCAGGAGGAUCAGGAGGUACAACCACUACUAAUACAUCAACAGGUUCUUCUUCAGGAGGAACAUCUGGAAUUCCUGUGGGAGGUUACGGCACAUAUGGAGAAUAUCUUCAAUCAACCUAAGCAUUAAUUCUUUUUCUGAUUAGCUUUCUAUUGACAUACAUUAUGCUAGAGUGA
Messenger RNA from Stylonychia lemnae, 711 nucleotides. The record is from the annotation of a GenBank genome assembly. Lineage: Eukaryota; Ciliophora; Spirotrichea; Sporadotrichida; Oxytrichidae.